This is a messenger RNA of Trichobilharzia szidati, 365 nucleotides long. NCBI's taxonomy places the organism in Eukaryota, Metazoa, Platyhelminthes, Trematoda, Strigeidida, Schistosomatidae. The record is from the annotation of a GenBank genome assembly.
UUCUUGUUAGUGCUUUCCAUUAAUGAGAAAGUUAGAGAGACUUUCCCACUUAAUGACGUACUGAUCUCACUUUCGGUCUUAUCAUGGUCUAUUGCAUUACCUGUUGUCACCAAAUCCGUGGGAUUUUCUAUUUUUUCACCAUGGGGAAUAACAAUCACUGUAGCUGUGAUGGCUCUGAUAAUCGGAUACAAAACUGUGAAACGGAGCGCGAAAGUGAGCUUCAUAUUAUUGGGCGUCGCUGGUGGAAUCACAGUGUUGGGUAUCAUUCUGUUAAUUGCUUUAAGACUUACUAAGCGAGAACUAAUUGCAGGUAUUCUGUUUGGCAUAUUUUUGGCUUUCGCUGUACUCAUAGUGUUAUAUCUCAC